Colletotrichum chrysophilum is the source of this 2727-nucleotide messenger RNA. RefSeq lists its product as uncharacterized. NCBI's taxonomy places the organism in Eukaryota, Fungi, Ascomycota, Sordariomycetes, Glomerellales, Glomerellaceae. The transcript is spliced from 2 exons. Gene Ontology annotation, molecular function: clathrin binding. Gene Ontology annotation, cellular component: vesicle; intracellular membrane-bounded organelle; cytoplasm. The record is from RefSeq and is a predicted model, not a curated record. The coding region runs from base 1 to 2727 and encodes 908 amino acids. Gene Ontology annotation, biological process: clathrin-dependent endocytosis; clathrin coat disassembly.
AUGGAUGAUCUCUCGGGAUUGGACUGGUCGUCGUCGUCGGCCAGCAAGCCUGGCAACAAGGCGCCGCCGAUGAACCCCUCAGGCGCCAACUACUUUGGCUCCAUGCCCAUGCGACAGACGACGGCCUCGACGCCAUCCCCGUUCCCCUCCGGCCGCAACACGCCACUGUCCGCCCAAGGCUCCGGAGCUGUCCCCGCCGCAGCUCAACCCCCGGCCGCGAAGCCGGCGGGCGACAGCUUCAGCAACCUGAUGAACUUCGCCGGCGGCCCGCCAAAGUCGACCGCGAACCUGAGCUUGCGCGAGCAGCAGCAGCGACUCGAGGCCGAGAAGAGAAAGAAGGAGGAGGAGCGAAGGAAGCAGGCGCAGGCGCAGUUCGGAGGAGGAUUCCUGGACACUCUCGGCUCGGGCUCCGUGUCACGGACUACGUCACCGGGCAUCCUGUCCCCUGGCUCGUCUACCAGCAAGAAGGCCAGCGACGACGACGAUCUCUUUGCGGCGUUCAACGCGGAUACAAAGGUUGACAAUGCUAGUCACUACCCACCGCCGCCUCAAAAGAGCCCCUCGCCCGCACUGGCGCAAACGCCUGCGCUGGAUCUCAGCAAUCCGAGCGCGUGGAACAAGCCUGCCGCCCCUGCAAACAAUGGUGGCUUCGGAGACGACGAUGACCCAUUCGGAUUGAACCAGCUGAAACCCAAGGCUUCAUCACCCGCUCCACCUCAAGCAGCCGACGACGACGAUUUCCUCGGUGACCUGGGCCGACCUGUGGAGGAGGUCCGUCGCAAGCAGCCACCGCCUCCCGAGCCCAAGCGGCCCGAACCCGGAAAGCCGAUUGAGGCGUCUGAUUCCAGCUCCGACGAUGAGCAGCCCGCCCCGCGCGGCGAGAUGGCCGAGUUUGAUAAGGCUGUCGCCCAGCUUGUGGACUACGGCUUCACCCCUGAGAAUGCAAGGCGGGGUCUGACGGAGAGUGGUGCGGGGUUGAAUGUGCAGGCGGCGGCGAACUGGCUUCUGGACGAUGCCCAUCGCCAGGCCAAGGCCAAGGCUCAGGGCAAGGACCCCGCGGCAGCGUCGAGAAGAGGACGGGAGGAUGGAAGGCAUGAUAGUCAGCGGAGAGCCGACACACGGUCGCCAGCCAGCGGCGAACCAGACUUCUCCAAGACUGCCGCUGCUGUGGGCAGCAGUCUGUUCAAGACUGCCAACUCCCUCUGGAAGACCGGCAAAAAACAAAUGCAGCAGGCUGUCGCGGAGUUCAACCAGGAGGGAGGCGACCCGAAUCAGCCCAAGUGGAUGCGCUCCGCGCAGCAAGACCGUACUCAGGCUCCCGAGAAGCGACGCGUGGAAGCUACGGACGAGGCUAUGAUGUUGGAGUCCGGUGGCCGUCCACCCAGGAAAGCUGGCCAGUCGUCGCAGUCAUCGAGACCGGAGCCCCCUCACCGAACUGCUUCUCCAAGGGACUUCUCCCCCGCAACCUCGGCACCUUCGAGCGGCAGAGGUACUCCAGUUCCGAAGUGGCAGCAGCAGGCUGGUCCGGCGGUGCCCGAUUCGAGAACGCGCGCAAGCAAGCUGGCCAUGGCAGAUGACAGUGCAGCGUCGUAUGUUAGUCCGCAUAGAAGGAAGAAGGCUACCCCUCAGCCUGAAGAAGCACCGCCAAAGCAGGAGGAGCCAGAUCUGCUGUUCAACUCCCAGGCCCCUGCAUCAAGACCCGUUCAGUCGCAGCCGAAGCCACAGCAGCAGCGCCCCGCGCAACCCUCCCAGCCUGCCCCGGCACCAAGGCGCCCCCCUUCGCCCAAACCAGCUCCCCGGCCUGCGCGCCAGAUCCCACCCAUUACUCCAGCAGCCAUACAGCAAUCCACGAAGCACCGCCUCGAUGGAACAGCUCACUUCAAGCGUGGUGACUAUGCCGCUGCUCAUUCCUCAUACUCGUCGUCCUUGUCUGCCGUACCAGCAUCCCACCCCUUGGCGAUCGUCAUCCUCACCAACCGUGCCUUGACGGCUCUCAAGACGGGCGAGCCGAAACAAGCCGUCGAAGACGCCGACUCUGCGCUCAAGAUCAUCGGACCCGGCGGCGGCCAGGGCGAACAGGUGUCCGUCGUGGGCGACAACGGCGGCGACGAGAAGCGCGACAUGCGCGAUCUCUACGGCAAGGCGCUUAGCCGCAAGGCCGAAGCUCUCGAGCAGAUGGAGCGCUGGGGCGACGCGCACGCUGUGUGGUCGACCUGCGUCAAGAACGGCGUCGGCGGCGCCACGGCCAUCGGUGGCCGUCAGCGCUGCCAGAACGCCCUGGCGCCGAAACCGAAGCCGAAGCCCAGGCCCGCUGCUGCUCCUGCGCGGCCCCGUCCGGCGGCUACCCCGGCCAAGAGCUCUGAGGCAGUUGACCGGCUGCGCAAGCAGAACCAGGCGGCCGCUGCAGAGGACGACGAGAAGUUUGCGCUGUCGGAGAAGGUCGAUGCUAAGAUUGCGGCGUGGAGGGACGGCAAGAGGGAUAACCUGCGCGCGCUCAUCGGCAGCCUGGACCAGGUGCUCUGGGAGGGCAGUGGGUGGAAGAAGGUGGGAUUGCACGAGCUCGUCAUGGCGAACAAGGUCAAGAUCAACUACAUGAAGGCCAUUGCCAAGUGCCAUCCCGACAAGCUCCCACAAGACGCCAGCACGGAGGUCAGGCUCAUCGCCGCAACGGUGUUUGCGACCCUGAACGAGAGCUGGGACAAGUUCAAGUCCGAGAACGGACUGUAA